Molecule: messenger RNA, 4607 nt
Organism: Phyllostomus discolor (pale spear-nosed bat)
Lineage: Eukaryota; Metazoa; Chordata; Mammalia; Chiroptera; Phyllostomidae
Gene: C9H18orf54
Product: chromosome 9 C18orf54 homolog
Exons: 9
Coding region: 332-1915 (527 amino acids)
Source: RefSeq, a predicted model, not a curated record
GUCCCCAGCCGGCGCCCGAGCACUGCGCACGCGCACAGCGAGCCGGUGCAAUGUCGGGUCAGUUUGAAAGCCUGCGCGGGCGUUGCGCUCCGCUGUGACGGGGGAGGAUGCUGCGAUCAAGCGGUUCUGGAGCGGUUCUGGAGCGGCUCUGUUCGCAUCGGGGACGCUUUGUCGCGUCUGCGCUCCGGGUACAGGUAGUUGAAGUUUCUUGCCAUUCGUUUCACAUUUUGUUCGGAAUGAUGGAUUUCCUUGUGCAGCUAUGGACGAGUGUGUAUGGAAGAAAUGUUAUUUCUAAGAGAAAUGAACAGAAAUAAUCCAUUUUGAGGAAGGCAUGGCAAAAUCAAAUUCAAAACACAGAGUGUGUUCUCGGCAGUCUUCAGUAUCUUCUUUGCUAGCAAGCUGCAGCCUGAGUGGUAGUCAUUCCUCUAGCUCUGAUGGCUCUUUUCAGUACAAGGAUAAACUGUACAGUUCUGCGUCGCAGGCUCUGCAGGCCUAUAUUGAUGACUUUGAUCUAAGCCAGAUGUGUCCUGGUGUAACCACUGGAAAGAUGAACAUUUACAAAUGCUCUGCUAAUGUGCCAGAAUUCUCCAGCUAUGUUUAUAAACCAAAUAAUGCUUUUGAAAAUUUUGAUCACAGAAAAGGCUCCUUAUCUUCCAGAAGACGGACUACUAAUGACAUAGACUCCAUUAGCUUAACGACUGAUGAUCUAUUAAAACUUCCAGCGGAUGGAUCCUUUCCUUUUACUUGUGUUGGACCAGGUCACCGAGGUAGCAAGAAAACCAAGAGAGGCGUUGGAAGACUGGGUUCAUCGGACACUGAAAAGAGUCAACAUUUUCAAGAACCCUCCACUGCCAUGAGCGAAGAUAACUUGGCAAACAGAAAUGUAAAUGGAAAGCAGUCUCGUAGGCUAAAAAACUUAAAACUUGUAAAUAAUACUAAUAAAUGCAUUCCUGGACCAUCUUUAUCUUCUUCCAAGAAAUCAUCUCUCAAGGACAGUUCAGAACACAAUCUUGAAAAGAAUUACCCCAGGUGGCUCACUGGCCAGAAGUCGGACCUUAAUGUUUCAGGGAUAACUAGUAUACCUGAUUUCAAAUACCCAGUCUGGCUCCACAAUCAGGACUUGCUACCUGACACACAGAGCCAGAGGAUUCAUAAAAUAUUUAAAGAAGAGCAGUGUUCCCCAAGGCAUAGUUAUCAGGCACAAAGAACUUCUCGACUUACGAGUAAAUUAGAUUGCUUCGAAUAUCCUUUUGAACCCUCAAACAUUUCAGAUUUCUUGAGUGGUGAUAAAGGAUUAGGUAAUGAAUAUAAAUGUGAUUCUGAACCUAGCCAAUGUCAAUGUGAAAAUCCCCUUCUUCCAGGACAGUCUGAAAAGCCAUUCAGUGGUGACAAAAUUGAACUGCUCAUCCUGAAAGCCAAGAGGAAUCUGGAGCAUUGUACCGAAGACCUACCGAAGCCUAUGAAACAGGACGACAGUCCGUGUUCACUAGAUAAACUUGAAGCAGAAAGAUCAUGGGAAAAUAUUCCUGUUACUUUCAAAUCUCCGGUUCCUGUUGACUCUGAGGAGGGUCCUCAACAGGCUUCCAGGGCGAAGUGUGAUAAGCAGUUCCUUGAAGACUUUUUGAAUGAUGAUAAUCAGAACUGCACCCUUUCUGGAGGGAAACACCAUGGCCCCGUGGAAGCCCUGAAACAGAUGUUAUUUAAUCUUCAGGCUGUGCAAGAAAGUUUUAACCAGAAUAAAACUAUAGAGCCAAAAGGAGAAAUUAAGCAAGUUUCAGAAGAUGAUUUCUCUAAAUUACAAUUGAAGGAAAGUAUGGUUCCUAUCACUAGGUCACUUCACAAGGCUUUGCACCAUUUAUCUCGCCUGAGAGACCUGGUUGAUGAUACCAGUGGGAAACAGUCACCGAAAACGUGAAGAGGAAAUUAAGAGUUUAACCAAUAAAUAGUCACCACAAAACAAAAAUGUAUUUUUUCCUAUUGCAACUGGCAGAGUUAUUAUAAGCCAUAUACUCUUCAGAUUGGUUCAAUUAUUAUAUAUUUAAAAAACAAACAAACUUGAAAAUGUCCAUAGCUUUUGCGACCUAUCCUCAUUUUGUAUCAAAAUACCAGAAUGUGGACCAGGGGGACCCACACGGUGUCCUGCGGUCGGGCUUUGGUCUUCAGGCCAGCAAAUGUCUGACAUGCAAAGGUGGAUGACUCCAGUUCUCGAAGCGCACGUGGACUUACCCCUCUUCAUCAUCCUCGUCAUUUUAUCGUCUCUUUUUGGAUUAUUAAGAAACUCUUCCUGGUUUCAGGUUAAAAUCUCUGAAGCGGAAUAGACUUUCUGAUACAAUUAGCAUCCGUUUUUAAGAAGCUUUGAGGAAUAUCAAAAUUGUGGAAGAAUAUCUUACCCAUAUGGAAGUAUGUUAUUAUUAAGUUUUGUAAAUCAAAUAUUUAAGAUAUGUUGUAUUUACAAAUAACUUUAAUAAUGAGGUGGUUCAGUGCUAAAAGUAAUAUUGUUUUAUGUUGUGAAAUCCAAGAGAACUUUAAUUAAUGCUUUGAUUUUGAUUCUCUGUUAGAUCAUCUUGGUAAUACUUGAGAGUUUAUGAACCAUUAUUGGGGGGGAUAUUUGAAAAUUUAAUAUUUUGAUAUUAGGUUUUAAAAAAAUUUUAACUUUAGGGUCAAAGCAGCAAAAACUAUGAGAUCAGUGACCGGAUGUUUUAUGAAAUUUUAUGACUAAACUUAAAACAAAUAUGGGAAAUCAGAAAGCAAUACUCUAUUUCAAAGUUAUUUUGUAAGAACUAAACUUUCUCUAAAACAAUCUGCAGUCUUUAAAGUUUGCCUCUACCUGGAAGUGAGCGGAGCUGCAUUCUUUACCAACAAAACUAAGAUUAAGUUGUCAAGUGUGACUAGUGAAGCAUACUAACAAGCCUGAUGAAAUGAAAGAAUACCCAUCUAUGUACACAGAUACUACAAAUUAACACUUUACCCAAAUGGCAGCGUCUUGGCUAAGUAGCUUUAUUUCAAAAAGGAAUUUCUAAGUAUAUUAGGUUAGAGAAUUUGCUUUUGAUUUUCUCCAAAUUUAACGCACUACGUAAAACCUUUGUUUUAGAACUUACGUGUCAAAAACAUCGAGUGAACACUGUCUUUUCUUGGUCAGGGAGUCAGAGCCAUCGCGCUAUGCUGGUCUUUUUGCCCAGUUUGAGUCCCUUGCCUCAGCAGGUUUGUUUUCUUGAUUUGGUGGUGUAUCUGCCAGUGACACUCUGUGUUCUGAGUAUGGUCUUCUGCUUCACAGCUAAUAGUAGUUUGCUUCCAACCAAACAAGGCGCUACUUUGAUGAUUAAAAAUGUGGUUUAGCUGUUGCAGAUUCUAAGCAGGUGAACAUCAGGUGGAUUUGGGUUGAUUUUACCAUGCCCCAGGCUUGGUGAAAUGCACUAUUAGACACAUUCUGAGGAAGACAGAGAAGAUAAAGAUAUAAUAAACUAAUUACAGAGUGUAUGUUGAUCAGGCAGAAUAUGUAGUGUACGUAGCGUCUACGGAGGGUUUAUGGUGCAGUGACUUUGAAUUGCACUAGUUCGGUUAGUGCUUCCAUUUGCAAGAACCUGUCUCCAAUACUAAGUAAGAUAAGCCUAUUCUAAAAUUUUAUAAAUAUUUUAAGAAACUUGAUUAUAUUUACCAAAAGAGUAUAAUAUGGAAGUUUGUUAAUAUUUUCUGUUUAAUAAUAAUAUUUUCUGUUUGUUAAAUAUGGAAGUUUAGUCUUUUACUUAAAAAGAAAAUAAACUUAUCAAAAUGAUUAAUUCCAACCUUUUAAAAAUAUUAGAAUCAACUAAGAAAAAGUCGAAACAAUAAAUGCUCAAGAAAAUUAAUUUAGUUAAUUACAUGUUAAAUAUUUCCAUAUUUUUUAUUUUGAGAUUUCCUAGGGGAAAAGGGGAGACUACAGUAUUAAGAUGGCCAAGUUAGGAGUUUAAAGCAGACAAUGAGAACAAUUAGAUUUUUAAAAUUACAUUCCAAAUAUAAAAUUAUAUCAAUCUUUUUCUCUCCUUUAGGUAUAUUGAAAAAUGUUAAAUAAGACAUUAACUUUUUAAAUGGAGUAUGAAAAAUAUUUAACCUAAUUCCAAAGUUAUAUGAGAUCAAAGGGAAGAAGUGUUAAACAUAUGUGAAGAUAAAACUCAACUGUAUUUUCUUUAAGAACUCUACUUUUAGUUUUUUAUGUUAUAAUCAUUUCAGCUUCAUGGAGAUUUCUGACCAAAUUGAGGAACUCUGUUUGAGUUGUGUUUUUUAAUGUUAUUUCUUGUUGAAAUGUAUAUAUGUAGAUAUUUUUGGUAUUUUGUAUUUAAUGUUUAUGAUAAUGUCUUGUUAAAUUACAUAUAGUUACACCAAAAUGUUGCCUGAAGAUAAAUCAUGGGAAAAUUCGCUUUCCCUCACGUGCGUUUUGAAUAUAUAUGCAGUCACUCCUAGAUUCGGAGUUUUGUUUCAUUUCCCUGUCACACUUUUCACUGUGUCUCAAAACCCGUCUGGUGGGAGUGCUAUCAUGAAGAAGUGAACUUGCCAAAAGGCAAGUGGUGUGAAAGGAGACAAAAGAAGCCAUAGGCCAAUAAAGUGGAUAAUUUCUGAACAACUGGGCUUUC